GAAGAAUGGCCUCAGUAAUAGAAGUGAGAUGUUUUCAACACUUUUUCAAAUCCGUUAGAAGUCUUCAUAUGUAAGGUCUAGCGGUCUUGACCUUGCAAAUAGAGUCUUUAGCCAAAACAGGCCGAGCGGCUACAAUGAGGAUUUAUCAUUCUUUACUCAGUGCUGCCAAGUUUAGGACAGUGUUUGACUUUGGUGAGCGAGAGGUGGCGCAUUGGUUCCCUGGACAUAUGGCUAAAGAGAAUGUGCCUUUUGAAUGUUUGAACCCCAUUGUUUUCCUCUUAAAACUUCUUUAACUGGCCAACAUACCAUUUUCUGGAAGAAAUUCAUUAUUUCAAGAGAGCCUUGAUGUCUGGCCACAUUUACUUGUUCUGAAUAAGAUGGAUCUGGCAGACACAUCAAAAAAGCAGGUCACAUGAUCUUAUGCAUUUUGUUACUGCUUUGAAUUUAAAUUUAAGCAAGAUGAUCUUAAAGUACUUAAGUGGUAUGCAGAUAAAAUGGAAUAUAACUGGCUGUUUUUUUGCCACCAGAGUAUUCUAAAAUGACUUGGGAAGGUUUGAGGAAUGUUUUGUUUACAGACUGUUUAAGACAAAGAGAUGAGAAUGUAAAAAAGAUUGUUCCUCUCGUGACAGAGUUGAUAGAAAGAUGGUCAAGUUUUCACAGAGAAGUGGAGAGAAGUUACUGCCUGAUGGUCAUUGGUGUGCCAAAAGUGGGGAAGUCAUCACUGAUUAGCGCUGUAAGAAGAACUUAUUUGAAAAAAGGCAAAGCUUCCAAAGUUGGAGGUGAACCAGGAAUUACAAAAGCUGUCUUGACCAGAAUUCAGGUCUGUGAGCGACCCAUAAUUAAUUUGCUUGACACCCCAGGAGUUCUGCCACCUAGAAUAGAGAACAUAGAGACAGGAAUGAAACUUGCUUUAUGUGGUACCAUUCUGGAUCAUUUAGUUGGUGAGGUUAUCACUGCAGAUUAUCUGCUGGUUUCUCUCAACAGACUGGAAAGAUUUUGGUAAUAUUACAGUCCAAUUACCAGACUACACUGCAGCAGCAUAUGAUUUCAUCAGAGCAUUCCGGAAAGGAGAACUUGGAAAAGUGAUGUUUGACUAAAACACAUGGACGUUUUUUGUCAUUGCAAUUGGGUGGACUAUUGCAAUGGCAACUUAACUUUACUGUGUGUAUGUUCAAGGCUGGACACUGAGCACAUAAGAUACGCACAUUACUUUUAAUGUUUUAAUUAAAAGAGGGUGCACAAGGGAUUUUGGACACAUGUUUGUUUUAUUGUGUAUUGUGUUUACAGUUAUCAGAAAAGGAGAAUUGAGUGUGUUUUUUCCUGACUGGAUUUGAAGCUGCAAUAAAUUAUUCGGUUUCAUAUAUCCUGGUGUAAUUUUAACAGCAUUGUUGCCUUGUAUGUGUAAGUUUUUAUAAAAAAGCAUGGAUUACAAUUAAACAACACAAAAUGACUUAUAAUCAUUUGAUUUCCAGUUCUACAUCUGCUGAUAAUAUACUUUUGCAGACUAGUGCAUCCGUUUAAUGAAAUAUUUGGCACACAAUUGCUUUAAUUUCUAAUAUUAUUAUAUUUAUAUCUAAUGUUUGGCAAAUAGAACUUGUGUAGUGACUUUAUAUAUAAAAACACUUCUUAAUUUCUUCACUUGCACCUCUAAUAGAUACUGCAUUCACAUUGCUUUGUGGAUUAUCAAAAGUGUCUACUAGAAAUACAAAAUGCUUCAAAUAGAUCAAUAUUUCAUAGCAUGACAAAAACAUGGAUGUUUUCACAGCAACAGAAGUACAGUUACAGAUAAAUAGAGUUCUCAAAUUGUUACAGCAUCCUUAAAACUACACACAGUUAUUACAGUUAAAUGUGAACAUAGACAUUGGUAAACAGGCAAAGGUUCAUACAAAAGGUUUAUAAUUAUGUAAAUCUCAGAUGCUCAAGGACAGUGGUGCUUCUCCACAGCAGCACAACAUUAACACAGUAUUUGUGCCAUCCGGUGCAUGAUUUAAGUAAUAACCAGCAUAAUUUAAGUAGUCUAUAAUUGUAUAGUUACUAAUGCUUCAAUUGAAGCAAACUAUGCACUCCAACCUUUCAGAUCCUAUUACUAAAAUGCUUAGUUGCUAACUAAAUAUACAGUGGUUUUGAAAUGUUUCUUUAUCUGCUUAUCGUCGUGCAACAAAAUACACAUUAUUAAACAUUGGUGUAAUAAAUUUGUUGCACAGUAACAUACAGUAUAUAGCCUAG
Myxocyprinus asiaticus (Chinese sucker) is the source of this 2226-nucleotide messenger RNA. Its product is annotated as mitochondrial ribosome-associated GTPase 1-like. The transcript has 8 exons. Bases 539 to 1003 code for a protein of 154 amino acids. The record is from RefSeq and is a predicted model, not a curated record. Lineage: Eukaryota; Metazoa; Chordata; Actinopteri; Cypriniformes; Catostomidae. Gene Ontology annotation, molecular function: GTPase activity; GTP binding. Gene Ontology annotation, cellular component: mitochondrion.